ACAUUUUCUCUUGCGGGACUUGCAGGUAACACACGCCAAAGUGGGUUGAUAACUCGGUGGAUUCAUACUAGUUGCUUUGAUAACCUCGAUGAGCCUGGUGGAGGCUUUGCAAAUUUCUCCUUAUGUUGGCUAGUGGAGGUUGACGGACGGACGAGGUGGGAAUCUGAUCGGUCAGCAGCCUCCGCAACUUGGCGGGCCCGCCAUGCUGCCCGCAGGAGGGUCCGCUCGGCCAAUCAGAAUGAACAGCAAACGCCCAAGCUCAGGUCAAACACUUUCCAUUCGUCGAAGGCGGAAUUCAUUAUUCAUUAUAAAUCCAAUAUCGAGUAGAGCACAAAAUCCUAUGCUCAAGUGGACUGGAGUAUAAGUAUUCCUUUCCUUUCCAUCUGAAAUCCAAACUUCUCAUCAUCCCAAUACCGCCACUUUCUCCAUCAAGACUUCACAAGACUUCACAAAACUCAUUCUCAGAACCCCUGACUUUCACAAUGGCUCCCAUAAUCUUCAUUACAGGCAUCUCAGGCUACAUCGGUGGCCAAGUCCUCCAUGACAUAACAAAGAAGCACCCCGAAUACCAGGUCCACGGCCUCGUCCGCACCAAGGAGCAACAGCAACAGAUCGCUUCGAAGUAUCCUUUCGUCAAAACAGUCAUUGGAGACUUAGACUCAGCUGAAGUCUUGAAAGCGGAAGCUGCCCAAGUGGACGUCGUUCUCCCAGACGCGGACCACAAUCCCUCCAUCCUCUACCUUCUCCCUUCUCUCCAAAAGACGGGGACAUUCAUCCAGCUCUCGGGUGCAGCUUCAAUCUCUACCGCAAGCAACGGACUCGGGCAACUCACAACCAAGAAAUGGUCUGACAUUGCGGAUCUGAAGGAAAUCACGACUUUUGAUCACUCGCACUUGCACGCUGUUACGGACCAGCUUGUUCUAUCUGAAGGCAAGAAGCAGGGCAUCAGAACAGCGGUUGUGGUCCCUCCCGGCGUGUACGGCACUGGACAAGGGGAAGUCAAGAAGACGAGCAUGGUGUUGCCUUGGUACGUUGACGCCGUCAAGAAGCGUGGACGAGGCUUCACGCUGGGAGAGGGCACGAACGUAGCUUCCGUCAUCCACGUGCGCGAUCUCGCUGCUGCAUUCAUCUUGCUUGUUGAAGAGGCAUUGAAGGAAGGAGGGGGGAGGGCGGACUGGGGAGAGGAGGGGUGGUAUUAUGUUGAGGGUGGGGAGUACGUGUUUCGCGAGAUGGCGGGGGCGAUUGUAAAGGGGAUGAAAAAGAAGGGGUGGAUUGAGAGGGAGGGUGUGGAUGAGAUUAAGAUUGAGGAGGCGAAGGAGCUACAUCCUUAUGCGGAGCUGCUUUGGGGGAUUAAUAUGAGAGUUAAUGGGGAGAGAAUUAAGGCCUUAGGAUGGAGUGCGAAGGAGGAGAGCGUGUUUGACAGUAUUCCGGAAUUGCUUGCGGAUUAG
Hyaloscypha bicolor E is the source of this 1448-nucleotide messenger RNA. Its product is annotated as NAD(P)-binding protein. The record is from RefSeq and is a predicted model, not a curated record. Bases 483 to 1448 code for a protein of 321 amino acids. The transcript is spliced from 2 exons. Lineage: Eukaryota; Fungi; Ascomycota; Leotiomycetes; Helotiales; Hyaloscyphaceae.